Molecule: messenger RNA, 2309 nt
Organism: Megachile rotundata (alfalfa leafcutting bee)
Lineage: Eukaryota; Metazoa; Arthropoda; Insecta; Hymenoptera; Megachilidae
Product: glutamic acid-rich protein-like
Source: RefSeq, a predicted model, not a curated record
AGAGGAUGGAGUUGGGUAUGAAGUCAUGAAGCUAUGGACGAAGGGGUGGAAAGAGGCGGUGUUAGUACUGUAUAAUGAGAGCCGAGGUGACCACCAGAAGCAGAGAGGAGGCAAACGGUCUGCUGAAGAGAUACGGGAGGAAAGAGGAGAAGAUCGCCGCCUUUUUGCCCAGAAGGAUGAAGUAUCGACGCGGAAUAAUCUUUGAAUGGGAGGAUUCCGUUGAGGAAUUGAAAGAAGAGGCUACUCCCGGCCAGGGGAAUUUCGUGCUCGAAAGGAUGAAGAAAAGGAGGAUAGUGGAUGGAAAGGUGGUGUUCGAGCCAAUGAGGGCUAUAAUGAUUGUGUUCAGGGGGAGUGUACUGCCGACUAGGCUUUUGAUCGGACAAGGACAUGUGGGUAUAAAAAUCGAGCCUUACGUUGAACCUGUGAAACAGUGUUACAGGUGCUUAAGGUUCGGACAUGUACAGGCGACGUGUAGGGAGCAGAUAAGAAAAUGUGCAAAUUGCGGGGAGAAGGAACAUGGUCAAUGCGGGAAGGACUCGAAAUGUGUAAAUUGUGGUGGUAGCCAUGGUUCGCUUUCUAGGGGCUGUUGGGUCUGGCAGAGGGAGGCCGCCAUUAGAAAAGUGAUGGCUUUCCGUAAUGUCGAAUUCGACACAGCCAGAGGAAUCGUGGCGAGAUCCCUGGGCGGCAGGGAAAUGGAUAGACUAGGAGGUUUAGACGUAGACGAAGGUAUGGGGAGCAGGGAGUACCCAGCACUGAGACAAAGAGAGAGGAGGGAAGUGUGGGAAGAAAAAGAAGUCCCAAUUGAGAGAGAGCUGGAAGGAGUAAGAAGGGGAAGAGAGGAAAAUGAUAGGAAUAGAGGCAUAAAUAGGGGAAGGGAGAAAUUUAGCGAGAUAGUGAAGAGAAAGGGCAGGGAAGAGGAGAGAAAGGCCAUCCCAGCGGGUAUGGAGAAGAACAAUGAGGAGGCAGAGGAAGAAGAGGCUGCUACGGGAUGGAGCCAGGUGAGAAGAGGAGCGGGAGUAGCUAAAGGAGGUAGGCCCACGUGCUAUAACAGUAGGACCGACCUUUUCCUGACCAACAAUAGAUACAUAUGCCUUGAAUGCAAGGAGAAAACGGAAAGAAAUGCCAAAGUCCUCCAAAAAAUUCCUUUCCCUUAUGAGCUAGCGGGGAAAGAGGCAGAUAAAGGGGAGAAGGAAAACAACGAUAAGGAGGGAAUGGACGAGAAGGCGGCUAGGGAAGAGGAAAGAAGAAGGAGAGAGGUAGAGAGAAAGAAGAAGGAGAAGCUUGAAGAAAGGCAGAGAGAGGAGGAGGAGAAGAUAAUGAAAGAACUUAUUGAAUUCCUCCAAGGAAAAAAUAUGGAAGGUAGGUUCGAAGAGAUCCUUAAGGCGAGUAGAGGAAAGAGCCCAAGAACAAGAUCGCCCGAAAGUAAGAAAAGUGAGGAGGAAGAUUGGAACGCGGUGGUGACACCUCCGUACCUUAUGUAUGUCGACCCAAAGACAAGGGAAAGGGUUAGAGUGAGGGCAGAGAGGAGAAAUAGAGAAGCCGAAUUAAGAAGGAGAAGAGAGGGAAUAUCUACGGAGUGCAGUCUGUGGUUGGAAAAACAAAGGGCGGACAAGGAGGAAAUGGAAAGGGUGUGGAACCUCAAAAAAAAUGAAGAAGAGAUUCCAAGAAGUCAAGGGGGAGAAAGGGAGGAUGUCAACGAAGAAGGGAGUAAGAAGCAAGAAGAGACAGCGAAAAAAAAGGGAGGAGAAGAUAAAGGGGGGGAGAACGGUAGAGUAUUGCGAGGGAAGGGAGGAAGAGGAAGGAGCCAAGGAGAAAUGGUAAGAGUAAAAAGAAGAAUAAACAAAAGUGAAAGGAAGAAGGAAGAUAGAAACAGAGGAAUAGUGAUGGAAAGAAGGAGUGGAAUAAGAGUCGCAGGAAGUGGAGUGAAAGUAAAGGGGAAUAGUCUAGUUAGCAAGACUGUAAGGUUAGUGAUAAGACGUGAUAGUAUGGGAAUGAUGGAAGUGAAACAAAUAGACAAUAAGACAACACAGACUGUGCGUACAUUGACUGAUAGAUAUAAGAACGAAAAUGGCGUGCAAUCAUUAGAUCAUAAAAAUAAUGCCCGGCUGUUUGGGCAAGAUAGAAGGUUAGAAGACUGGAGAUACCAAAGAGACUGGGGGAAAAAGGGGAGAAAAAUGGGAGUACAAUUAGUUUGUAAGUUUUUAUGGGGGGGAAGGGUCGAAGCGUUGGACAAUCCUAUCAGCAGCGUCAGGGGAAGGGAAGGGGGAGAAGAGAAUGAAAGAGCGUUUGGGGAAAUUGGAGAAAGAUGA